Messenger RNA from Ostertagia ostertagi, 864 nucleotides. The record is from the annotation of a GenBank genome assembly. Lineage: Eukaryota; Metazoa; Nematoda; Chromadorea; Rhabditida; Trichostrongylidae.
AUGGUCAUAAGAAUAGACGAAGUCGAUCAGGAAGUCCGAAACGCAAGAUCUGACAUCCAGAAAAUCAGCUACCAAACCCUUCUUCUGGAACUUCGUCAACGCGACCACCAAUUCGAUGAGUUCAAGGAUGAGGUCAUCUCCAAGCUGAAUGCCAUGGAGCAGAAAAUCGAGAUCCUGCCGGAGAUCCUCUCGACGUUGAAGGCCAUCCAAGAUCGUAUGGGUAGAGAAGCCUCACCGGAGAAAUUGAAGGAUGAGGACUUUUUCAAAAUCGAAGAUAGUCCAGAGUACGAGCCGCAGUUCACAGCACCGUCUCAAGUUGCAGCAGACGUUAAUCCCAAGGACGACAAGUCAAUUCGUGAAGCGAUACGUGCUAAUCAGAAAGAACUAACAAAAGUGGAACAUGCGAUCUUCUCAAUCAGGCAUAAAAUUGAAGAGGAACAGAAGACAAGUGUGGCUUCACCUGAAAGGAGAACAAAGAUCGAUGCGCUCAAGAGGGAGAAGUACAAGCUCAUUGACGAAGAGAUGAAAUUGAAGCAGAAGGUGAGAGAUCUAAAGCUGAUGCUGGCGGAAUGGACCAAGGCGCUACCGCGAAGUAGCCGCGGAUCGCCUCGACGAAGUCGCAUGGGUACGCCACCUCGAAGUAGCCGCGGAUCGCCUCGACGAAGUCGCAUGAGUACGCCAUCUCGAAGCAGUCGCGGAUCGCCUCGACGAAGUCGCAUGAGUACGCCACCUCGAAGCAGCCGCGGAUCGCCUCGACGAAGUCGCACGGAUACGACGCGUCGAAGCAGCAACGAGUCACCUCGAAGAAGUCGUAAGGAAACUCCACGUCAAAGCAGUCAUGGCUCGCCGCCCAAGCACAAUUAG